AUGACCGAUGCGUGCGGCGUGCUCAGCGACAUGGUCCAUAGCUGCAUGGUUCCGGCCUACAACAGCAUCCACCAUCAGAAGGAGACGAUCGACAAGAUGAGCAGGAUGGUUCGGCGGCUCCCUCGGGCCAUCACCGCGAACAUGCCGAGCCACGUUCAAGACACGAUGGCGAACCGCACCGCGGCUAUGCUGAACAUGGCCUACGCACACAACCUGGCGCUUAAGCAGGUCGCGACCGUCAUCGUCAAAGAGGCCUCGCCGGUUGUCCUCAGCCGCCUCCACUGCGCUAUCAGCGGGGCGCCCCAACGCCGCGGACUCGGACUCGGCUUCGGCGUCGCCACCGUCGCCGCCGCGGUGGCCUGGCUGGUGCAGUGA
This is a messenger RNA of Prorocentrum cordatum, 375 nucleotides long. NCBI's taxonomy places the organism in Eukaryota, Dinophyceae, Prorocentrales, Prorocentraceae. The record is from the annotation of a GenBank genome assembly.